Morone saxatilis (striped sea-bass) is the source of this 1195-nucleotide messenger RNA. It is a transcript of the gene tha1, whose product is annotated as threonine aldolase 1. Gene Ontology annotation, cellular component: cytosol. Lineage: Eukaryota; Metazoa; Chordata; Actinopteri; Moronidae. Gene Ontology annotation, biological process: L-threonine catabolic process; glycine biosynthetic process. Gene Ontology annotation, molecular function: L-allo-threonine aldolase activity. The record is from RefSeq and is a predicted model, not a curated record.
UCGAUUAUCGGUCCAAAGUUCAACAUACAAACACCAUCCAAUGGACGCGGUUACAAGAGGAGCAUCAUGUCUUUGAAAACGUUUUCCUGCAGAGUUUUGUGCAAACUUUUGAGCCCCGGUGUCGCCUCGUGCACACCGAUCAGUGCACGAGAGGUAGCACGGGGCUCCGCGCGGGGCUACUACAACACCGGGAAACCCAGGUACCCCGGGCCGGGCGGGGCGGCUCACUCCCGGGUGGUGGACCUCCGCAGCGACACGGUGACCAAGCCCGGGCCGGCGAUGAGGCAGGCCAUGGCGGAGGCCGAGGUCGGAGACGACGUGAUGGGAGAAGACCCGAGUGUUAACGAGUUACAGAGGAUUGCAGCUGACAUGUUUCAGAUGGAGGCCACGCUGUUCGUUCCCUCUGGAACAAUGAGUAAUCUCAUCGCAGUGAUGGUGCACUGCAGGGAGCGUGGCGACGAGAUGAUCGUGGGCGACCUGUCCCACUUACACAUCUACGAGCAAGGAGGGAGCGCACAGCUGGCCGGUGUCCACGCCACCACAGCCACCACCCUCCCCGAUGGAACGUUUGACUUGGAGCAGCUGGAGUCGAAGAUCCGCCACGGUUACCCCGACCCCCACUACCCCCGAUCUCGCCUCAUAUCUGUGGAGAACACCCACAACAUACAGGGAGGACGGGUGCUACCUCUGACCUUCCUGCAGGGGUUUGGGGGCCCCAGUGGGAACUAUACUGGCUGGACCCCAAGACUUCAUAUCCCGGGCAGUACGGUGCCGUAAAGCGCUGGGUGGGGGGAUGCGACAGGCCGGUAUAUUAGCCGCAGCUGGAAAACUGUCUUUACUGGAGAUGGUGGGAAGACUGGAGGAGGACCACCGCAAUGCUAAAACCUUUGCUCAAGCUCUGCUCGACUGCGACCCUCCUCUGUUCGCGGUGGACAUGGCCGCCGUGGAGACAAACAUCCUGCGUUUCCGUCUAAAGGAGCCCGGUUUGAGUCCCUCCGAGUUUUGUGAACGCAUGGGUGAGGUCGGCGAGGGAGAGGAGGCGGCGCUCGGACAGGGGAUACAAGUUCUCAUGUACCCCCAUUUUGGAAAUUCGGUACGGGCCGUAUGGCAUCUUGGGAUAUCCCCUGAGGACACCCAGCUCGCCAUCCAGAAAAUGCAAUUUGUGGCUUCUCGGUAUUUGCAGGAAAAAGUCAGC